Botrytis cinerea B05.10 is the source of this 4568-nucleotide messenger RNA. RefSeq lists its product as hypothetical. Lineage: Eukaryota; Fungi; Ascomycota; Leotiomycetes; Helotiales; Sclerotiniaceae. The transcript is spliced from 12 exons. The coding region runs from base 2298 to 4568 and encodes 756 amino acids. The record is from RefSeq and is a predicted model, not a curated record.
GACUCGCCUAAAAAGAGCAAACCAUCGGCACAACGAAUCAUCACAUGCUCCCAAGCGAUUGUUUCGUGAUUCAUACGUGCGAAUAUCAUCAUGAAACUUAUUUCCAAAGGCUCGCCCUCACGAACCGAAACAGACCAAAUGUCACCACGAUAUGCCAAGGACGCAAUUCCAGCAUUUUCAUGCCAUCUCGUACCACUCUCUCCACCACGAUUAGCCUUUCAAUCCUACCGGUGCUGAUCACGUCUCUCGAAUGACCGAAUAGGGAAUAUCUCCGAUGCAAAGUUGCGCGGCCUUUUGCUGGAAGAAUCGAGCCGCUUGCCAAUCAACACAACUGUUUCGGAUACUGAUAUUGUGGCUUUUUUGUAAUUGGAGUCUGCAGUCCACACUGGAAUCGUUCAUGCUUAUUACCGGUUUUAUUUCGAGGAGACUUUGCGCUUCUUCUGAUGGUCGAGUGAUCGAAACACUCGGAUUGAUACUCUAAGAGGCUUAGACUUGGAUGCCGGUGUCAUGCACUCAUGCUAACACAUGUACUCGGUAGAAACUCUAUCGAAACGCUUUUCCUUUCUCACGGGCUAAUAGAUUGCGGUGGUAAUAGAUUUUCAUCCAAGCCCACCAUUGAUUGGAUGUCGGCUGUCGACUUUGCAAGAGCAGCAGGACUCGAUUUCAGAUAGAUCGAUUGUGUCGGCAGACUUUGAUUUCAAAGAUUCUUACCGUCUUUUGUCUCUUGUCUCUCGAGUCUCGUUCGCCAGGACAAGUUUAUUCGACAUACCGUAGAUGGUAGUGGUAACGCUAAUGGGAAAGAGUAAGAACUUGGGAAAAAGUUUACGUUGUAGCAAUUUAUGAGCGUGUUGAUACCGAACUGCCCCCUGAUGCCUUUUCUUUGCAAUGUGCUGGAUGUGACUUUCUUUGCCCUUUUGCAGCCCUUUUGCACUCACUCCCUUCUUGAUUCCACUCCCCUUGUCAACCAAUUUCUUCCAAAGCUUAUUACCACCCAUGAUCCUGACACCGUUCAUCUCCAUUUUCAUUCAAGGUUGAAGCUGCAAACACUCCACAGUCUUACACCGUCACGUCUAGUGAAGCGAACACUUCUUCAUCGUCUCUGUCCAUCCCUACGUCUUCCCCUCAAUUUUCAGCCCUCUUUGCUUUGAGCCCUUGACCUUGCUGGCCUUAUAACUCUAAACCCAAAUAUCUGGACAACAAUCGAUCAUCCCAGUUUCUCAGCAGAAGCCCUGCACUGCACUUGUCAUUUGUUGACAGCUACAACAACCCAGCCGUGGAGGUCAAGCUUUUUCUGCAAUCGACGACAAGGAUCUCCAUAACAAACGGGUGUAAUUGCAAUCCUUGCUUCCGCAGAGAACCAUUUGGCAGAAAAAUAAAUUAUUGAUCACCGCCUUUGCGAGAUAGCAAAAUUGAAGCUAUUCGGAACAGUUUGAUAUUGAGAAUCUGCUCUGUUGCGAUUGUCCGAAGGUGUAGAACUUCAUGUAUCGGAAAGAAGUUUGAACUUACGUUGCGAAGUGCCUGCACAAUCGAAAUCGUACCUUCUAGAUUCUUGAUGCCAAAGAGAGUGAGGUUGCUGCACCCUGUACUUUGACACAGAUAUCAAUACAUUUUAUUCACACACGGCCUCGGUCUCGGUCCUCGAAUCAUUGCCGUACGCCGGUUUUAUCAAUUAUAUCAACAGACUCGAUCUACCAAUAUUCCCAAAGAUUAAGAUACCCCAGUCGACUACUACAUACCCGCCCACGAUCUUCAGCGGCAGCCAUCCACCCCCGAGAUACUCGACGAGCAUAAACUGUAACCAUUCACCUGGAACUUCGGUCUGCGUCUGCGUCUGCAAGCUCGGUUAGAAAUUCGAUUUCAUUGGAACCUUGCCCAACACAAAUCGAAAAUAUCGAGAGUAGGAAAUCGGAAACCGCAAGAUCGAGAAUAUAAAAAUAAUCCUUGGGAAGAGCUAAACGUGGGAAUCAUUGCACGGCGCAUUGCACACGCACACCUACCCACAUCCGCAAUUAAUCCCCAAAAAGGAACCCAACCAUCCGCCAUCUGCAACUUUACGCCCCAGCGGUGGACAUCGGCCGGACCUUCACAGUAGCCAGAAUUCUUUCGAUAGGAAAUCCUACAGAACUUUAAAUUCAUCAUCGAGUUUUACUGUCUUAACUUCGCUCUUCAUUAACAUUAAAUAGCGAUCUACACCAUACACGGAACUCGUUUCAUAUCCCACCCGUCGAACGCGUCAACAAACCUUCGAGACUCCAACCCGAAUCGUCCGUUACCCGUUAACUACACCAACCGCCAAAAUGUCCCAUCGUCAAUAUAAGGAAGAACCUGGCAAUGCAGUGAACAAUGAACACCAUCAUCCCCACCACGCGUCGCAAGGUCAAGGUCCUCCACCUUCGCACCAUCUUCAGCAACAACCGCGACCUUCGAGUAUUGUGCACCAGCACCAUCAACAAGCUCCUCCACCACCACAACAUCCCAACGCGUAUCCUUCUGGACACGCUUUACCUCAAUAUCCACAAACUGCGACAGGACCAGGUGGUCAACAUCAGGAACUCCCAUAUUACCCAACUCACGCAAGUCCUUACAGUACUCCAAGCGCAUCGGGUACAUAUUCAUCCGCAGGUCCAGAAACUCCAGACAUCAUGGCGGCCACUCAACAUAUGACUCGGGCUCCAUAUCCACCAAUUUACCAAACCCCCCAAUCCAACUCCCCAGCCUCCGUUGCAUCGCCUGCACAUGAAGGCAGAAUGUAUGCGUCAUCUUCACAAUUGCAGCAAAGCCAGCAGAUGUAUUAUCCGCCACCUCAGCAGCAAUAUCCUCCUCCUAUGGCUCCUGGAGGACCAUCUCCGUAUGCGCAACCGCCCCCGCCCCCGCAGCAGCAGCAGCAUCAUCAUCAGCAAUCCAUGACUUCACAGCCAACAUUGCUCAUGUCACACCAGACAAAUCAGCACCAGAUGCAACCACAUCCUAAUCAGCAUCAACAGCCUGGUAUGACAGGCAGUCCACGAACAAAGAUGGAGCCACACGUUCCACAAAUUGCUAGACCAAAUCCACCUUUAGGGGCUCAGCAUUCCGCGAACGGUACACCUCAAAUGCAGCCCAACAAUCCGCCUGGAAGUGGCGGCAGCGGUGUUAAUCCCAAUGCUGCACCGGGUCCAAUUCCAGCAACUACCCCACUUGUUGUGCGACAAGAUAAUAACGGUGUUCAAUGGAUUGCAUUCGAAUAUUCGCGCGAUCGUGUUAAGAUGGAAUAUACAAUCAGAUGUGAUGUCGAGUCUAUAAACGUUGAAAACCUAGGCCCGGAAUUUAAAACGGAGAAUUGUGUUUACCCGAGGGCGUGCUGCAGCAAGGAUCAAUACAGGGGAAAUCGAUUGGUAUACGAAACGGAGUGCAACACUGUCGGGUGGGCCUUGGCAGAAUUGAAUCCUUGCCUACGUGGCAAACGUGGAUUAAUACAAAGGGCGGUCGAUAGUUGGAGAAACAGUAACCAAGAUCCAAGAUUGAGAAGUCGACGAGUUCGAAGAAUGGCCAAAAUCAACAAUCGUAAAGCGGUUCAAGCGGCUACAAGUCAUAAUCCUCACAUGACUGGUCCAAGCCCAACAGGGAUGCCACCUUCUGCGAACAUGGGCCCUGGCGGUGCGGGAAGCAUGGGCAAACCUAACCUUAGUGGUAUGGGUGGUCCCCAGCUUCAUCACCACCACGCCCAUCCUGAUGGAAGUAACCAAGGAGGAGAAGAAGUCGGUGACGACGAAUAUAUGGAUGAGAACACUCACCAUCAUCAUCAAGCUCCGGUUGGGCAAUCUGCCAAUUCGGGAGACGAUGUACGACAAAACCAAACAUUCCCCGGUUUCAACAAUAACUACCCUUCAAGUUCAGUAGGCGGAGCUUCCAUGGUUCCUGGUGCUCACGAUGCACGUCCUUUGCCCCGCGGGUCCCACCCAAUUGCCACACAAUCUAGAGAUGAUGAGGAUGGUGUUGAUGUUUUCGGUAAUGUUCCAGAAGCAAAGAAGCGCAAGUUCAUCUUGGUUGAGGACCCAGUCAAGCAAAGUCGUGUUCGUGUCCGCGUUACUUUGGAUACGGUCGAUAUCAAUGAGAUUCCAGAUUCAUACCGAAAGAUUAACUCUGUUUACUCACGGUCUUGGUUCCCUCUGCAAAUGCAAUCGCCCCCUCCAUUGGCAAACGGCAGCGACUUCUUUCAAGACGAUGAUAGCGAUGAUGAAGUUGAAGGUCGAGGUCGAUCUCGACGUGGCAGAAAAAUGUUUCCUGUACAUUUGCCAAAUGGUGAUGAGGCCGAGAUCCCUAUUCCAAGAAUGCGCAAGUCUCAGAGAGCGUUGGAAGUCAAGCUUAAUGAUUUAGGUUACAGAAUGACUUGGCACCAAAGCAGAACCUUCGCAAACAAGUCUGUCUUCUUACAAAAAGCUCUUGAUGCAUGGCGCAACAAAGUCAAGGAAAACAUCGGUAAUGCAGGUAGAGAUGUUACUUCUAUUCCUCAUUUUGAUACUCGUUCUGGAAAGAGACGCUGGUUGGAGAGCACCAAGAAGCGUGAGCAACAAGAGACCGACCCUUAA